This is a messenger RNA of Salvelinus fontinalis (brook trout), 1814 nucleotides long. Its product is annotated as ras-related protein Rab-4A-like. Gene Ontology annotation, molecular function: GTP binding; GTPase activity. The transcript is spliced from 8 exons. Bases 173 to 814 code for a protein of 213 amino acids. Gene Ontology annotation, biological process: regulation of endocytosis; Rab protein signal transduction. The record is from RefSeq and is a predicted model, not a curated record. Lineage: Eukaryota; Metazoa; Chordata; Actinopteri; Salmoniformes; Salmonidae. Gene Ontology annotation, cellular component: postsynaptic recycling endosome.
CUUUUAUUUUGAAAAAGCGUUCUACGGGAAGUGAGAGUGAAAAUCCUGUAGGAUUCACGGAUAUCAUUAGGGAUUUUCCUUCAAUUCUUAUUUUUAUUUCGAAGCUGCUUUGCCUCAAGAAAAACAAGUGGACAUAACUAUUUUAACUAGCUAACAAAACACAACCCUGGCCAUGUCUGAGACAUACGACUUCCUGUUCAAAUUCCUAGUGAUUGGGAAUGCCGGAACUGGAAAAUCAUGUCUUCUUCACCAGUUUAUUGAGAAGAGAUUCAAAGACGAUUCGAAUCACACCAUCGGAGUGGAGUUUGGCUCAAAGAUAAUCAACGUGGGGAACAAAUAUGUCAAACUCCAAAUCUGGGACACUGCAGGACAAGAGAGAUUCAGAUCUGUGACGCGGAGUUACUACAGAGGCGCUGCAGGAGCGCUGCUUGUGUAUGACAUCACCAGCCGGGAAACCUACAACGCCUUGACCAACUGGCUGACAGACGCCAGGAUGCUGGCCAGCCAAAAUAUUGUCAUCAUCCUGUGUGGUAACAAGAAGGACUUGGACGCAGACAGGGAGGUCACCUUCCUGGAGGCGUCUCGCUUUGCUCAGGAAAAUGAGCUGAUGUUUCUGGAGACCAGUGCUCUGACAGGGGAGAACGUGGAGGAGGCCUUUGUGCAGUGUGCUAGGAAAAUUCUCAACAAGAUAGAGUCGGGAGAGUUGGACCCGGAGCGGAUGGGAUCAGGGAUCCAGUACGGAGACGCGGCGCUGCGACAGCUGCGCUCCCCUCGCAGGGGACAGGCCGAGAGCGCCCAGGAAUGUGGCUGUUAGUGAACAAGCUCAGUGUGCCCAGAUCAAAGGCAGGUUGGUGAAGACUCAGAUGACAGAUGUAGGGAACAUGAUACAUCGUGGCCGAGUGACUCCUCCCUGACCUUUUUCUAACUUCCCAACUUCCGGGUGUUCCAUCAGUGAUCCAUAGAGAGCCCUGGAUUUCUGGCCCCAAUCUGGAAUGCUGAGCUUGUUCCUGGACCCCUCAGACACAGGCAGAGAUGCCCCUGUUCCAAUCUCCUCUAAGAGUGGACCAAGCCCUUCAAUCAUCUAGGCCGUAUUCAUAAUGCGUCUCUAAGUCAGAGUGCUGAUAUUAUUUAUUUUUCCUCUUAGAUCAUAAUGAAUAAGACAACAUGGACAAGGGGACCUGAUCCUCGAUCAGCACACUUAAUCAGAGACGCUAAAUGAUUACGGGCCCUGGAAUUUUACUUACACCCCUGUACUGCUGCCCUAUCCCUACCCACAGCAUCUUGCAUUAUGUACAGUACUAUCUGUAUAAAGAAUAUAUAAUUUAAGUACCUCAAAGCAUGUUUUAUGGACUGAAUAUCACAGUAUUUCAUUAUUUGCUGAAGAAUAAUCAAUCAAUUUUGACAUCACAUUUUCCUUUGUCAUGUUACGGUGAGAAUUAUCAAUCAGGACUGUCUCACACCUGCUGGUUGCAUCGACCUGUUUGUCAUGUUACGGUGAGAAUUAUCAAUCAGGACUGUCUCACGCCUGCUGGUUGCAUCGACCUGUUUGUCAUGUUACGGUGAGAAUUAUCAAUCAGGACUGUCUCACGCCUGCUGGUUGCAUCGACCUGUUUGUCAUGUUACGGUGAGAAUUAUCAAUCAGGACUGUCUCACGCCUGCCGUUUCAUUGACCCGUUUGUCAUGUUCUUUGUGUUGAUAUUAUUAGUUGUUUUCCCUAAUUGUUAUGACUCAUGCUUUUAAAAAUGUAUUCUCAAUAAUAUAGCUACUCUUUUUUUUUUAAAUAAAGUAUAACAAAAUGGUGUAAAUUGUGACAA